Pteropus alecto (black flying fox) is the source of this 1878-nucleotide messenger RNA. RefSeq names its product iron-sulfur cluster assembly 2 (gene ISCA2). Gene Ontology annotation, molecular function: iron ion binding; 4 iron, 4 sulfur cluster binding; 2 iron, 2 sulfur cluster binding. The transcript has 4 exons. The coding region runs from base 47 to 577 and encodes 176 amino acids. Gene Ontology annotation, cellular component: mitochondrion. Gene Ontology annotation, biological process: iron-sulfur cluster assembly. NCBI's taxonomy places the organism in Eukaryota, Metazoa, Chordata, Mammalia, Chiroptera, Pteropodidae. The record is from RefSeq and is a predicted model, not a curated record.
GAGAAGGGGAUUGGGGCGACGCAAGGGGCGGGAUUCGUGGAGAAAGAUGGCGGCCGCCCGGGGCUUGACCCUAACGGCCUCGGCGCUGAGGUCGGUCACCCCCUGGCGGAGGAGCAGCAGGCUCCUCGCGGCCUCCGCCGGACCUCAGACGCAUCGGGAAGCAUCGUCUUCCAGCCCCGAGGCUGGCGAUGGACAGGUUCACCUCACGGACAGCUGCGUCCAGAGGCUUCUGGAAAUCACCCAAGGGUCAGAAUUCCUCAGGCUGGAGGUGGAAGGAGGUGGAUGCUCCGGAUUCCAAUACAGAUUUUCACUGGAUACAGUUAUUAACCCCGACGACAGGCAAGGAGGAAGGGGUGGGUCCCGGAGAUUGUGCGGGAGGAAUAAAAGUGUCUCCAGUUUAAGGGUAUUUGAACAGGGUGGGGCAAGAGUGGUGGUUGACUCUGAUAGCUUGGCCUUCGUGAAAGGAUCCCAGGUGGACUUCAGCCAAGAACUGAUCCGAAGCUCAUUUCAAGUGUUGAAUAAUCCUCAAGCACAGACAGGCUGCUCCUGUGGGUCAUCUUUCUCUGUCAAACUUUGAUGUGAUGAUAGGUGACCCAGAGGUUGCUACCAUUUGUACCAAUUUGAAGAACCUGGGAUUAGUAGAAUUCCAGAAGUUUCCUUCCAAUCAUGUCCCUCUCUCAGUUUUAUUUCCCACAAUCCAGGAGUGCUGUGUUUUGCCACUAUUAUUUCCAGAAUGUGAAGCUUUUACUCUUGACUUAAUUUCUCCUGCAUGAUUCUAAGGCCAAGCCUCUAGAUGCUGUUACCUAAGAUUUAAUAACUAGUUGAAACCCAGUAUAAUCUGUAGAGCCUCUAAAGUUCCAAAAUCUGGAGUUACUUUCCAGGCCUUUAGAGCUUCUUAUACAUAUUUGUAUAGCUAUGUAUAAAAGCUUCGUUUUAAAGAAAGUCCUUAUUUACUUGUGGUUUGGAUCAAAGUCACAGAUUAGGUAGCUUGGACACUGAUUGCUAGGCCAGAGAGGAUGAGAAAGGCAAAUGAAAUGUUCUCUAUUCAUCUCACCCUUCUUGAAUGUGGUAGUUGACUUAUCCUUAUUUUCUGCGCAGCUCAUUCUCCACUUCCACUUGUUAAAGCACAUACAUUUUCCUCUCACACUCAUGAAUCUGCUAGAUUCACAAAACCAAAAGCUCAUCUGAAAACAGACUUAAGCCCCACUAAUAUCCGAAUCACUUGAAAAAUAGCCUCCGUACUCCAUACUCCCACAGAUAUUUCAAGAUUCUGUGAUCAUUUAGUGACUGAAUCUUUUUAGGAUAUGUUGCUUCACUUAUGGUGAAAGAUGUCUCUGAUCUUAUGUGUAGCAGGAACUGGUCCCUUUGUUGGUAUAGAUGAUAGAUACUUAGGGAUUUUCUUGUAGGUUGGAUGACCAGACAAAAUGCAGGAUGCCUCGUUAAAUUUGAAUUUCAGAUGAACAAAUAAUUUUUAGUAUGAAUGAGUCUCGAAUAUUGCGUGAGACAUACUAAAAAUUAUUUGUUUUCUGAAAUUCGAAUUUAACUGAGAUCCUCUAAAUUUAUUUGUUAAACCUGGCAAGUUUACUUUAGGAUCACUGAAGAAAAAGCAUUUUAAGCCACAAAUUCCCGUGAAUUUUAAUGUACAUGUUUGAGUGUGGAACUUAAAUAGGCUACAACGCUAGUAAUGGCAAUGCUGGGGGAGCCAGAAUUGCGUGGACAGACAACUAAACAAUGACAAAAACACUAUAACCAUGAUGAAUGAUUUAUAAAUACUGAAGUUGGGAAACCACACCCAAGUUGAUUCUGGAAGAAUAUCAUUCUGAGUCUGGGUUAGAAUUAAAGGUGUUAAAUAAAAGGAAUUACCAUUAAAAAUGAAAA